This is a messenger RNA of Penicillium lagena, 1995 nucleotides long. RefSeq names its product WASP family protein. The transcript is spliced from 4 exons. The coding region runs from base 1 to 1995 and encodes 664 amino acids. The record is from RefSeq and is a predicted model, not a curated record. Lineage: Eukaryota; Fungi; Ascomycota; Eurotiomycetes; Eurotiales; Aspergillaceae.
AUGCCCUCCAUCCUCACCGAAGCUGACAAGGAAACCGUCAAGCGGAAUGUCCCCAAACCAGCCAAUAAGAUCCUCGCUGUGGCUGUCGCGCGACUCUAUGUCGCCUACCCGGAUAACCAGCGAUGGACAUACACCGGAAUCCAAGGGGCGGCGGUACUCUGCAAUGAUCUCGUAGGACGGACAUUUUGGCUGAAGGUGGUCGAUAUCUCGCCUGCCGCAAGGGGAGUGAUCUGGGACCAGGAGAUCUUUGAUAACUUCUCUUACAACCAAGACCGUACAUUCUUUCACACGUUCGAACUCGAACAAUGCCCCGCUGGCCUGUCUUUUGCCGACGAGAAGGAGGCCAAGACCUUCAUCAAGAAGGUGCAUGACCGCGAGGAUAAAGCGAGCAAAGAAACCAAACACACCCCGUUUGCCUCCUCUCGAGGGCAGGGUCCGGCACCUGUUACCAAUGGGAAAGCUAGCCGAUCCCUGUUCGGCAGCUUGCUGCAUCGCGGACACUCGAAUGCAAGCGCCGCACCCCCAGCGCCAGCAGCGCCAGCGCCGUCAAUACAAGUCGCUCCGCCGCCACCAGCCCUGCCCCCGACUGCCCCUGCGGCCAUCCCAGCGGCCACCCCAGCAGCCAAGGGUGACCUGCCGUUUGACACGAGCGAUCCCGAGUGGGCUGGACUACUAGGGGAACUCAAGCAGAUGGGGAUCACAGAAGACCAAAUUGCGGAUAAUUCAGACUUUAUCAAAGCAUGGAUCGAUCAGAAGCAGAGUGCAGCGGCCGAACCAUCUGCCACUGGCAGGGCACCACCACCGCCUCCCCCGGCUGCUCCCAAAACAAAUGCCAUCAGUCCUCAACCCACAGGAGCCAGCGCUUCAAGGGGGCGUGGCCCUCCACCGCCACCUCCAUCACGGAAAGCCCGUCCUGAGGCGCCAGAGGAGCCGGCCUCCCCGCCUCCACCUCCUCGGGAACCAUCCCCCCCAGUUCGCAGAUUUAACGCACCUCCUCCUUUUGCAGAUGCUGGCAAAUUUGUUGAAGCUCCGGGCCCCGCGCUUCCAAAACGUCUGCGAGCCAAUUCAGGAGCCAAUGGACCUCCACCGCCACCACGGCCGCCGAAGACUCCUGCGGAUGAUAGUGCACCCCGAUUCGGAGUUCCACCUCCUUUCUCGGGCGAUCGUAAGGUUUCAGCACCACCGGCGCCGCCCAGCCGCAGCCCAGCUCCUCCGGGUCCCCCCCUCCACCACCGCGAGCUCCAGCUCCGGCUCCGGCAUCACACCCACCCCAAUUGCCGCCCAAGGUUCCCACAGGCACUCCAUCUGGACCUCCGCCCCCUCCACCUGCUCGAGGCCCUGCUUCGCCGCCUCUACCACCUCCGCCGCACCAAGCACCGGCUGCGCGACCUGUCCCUCCUCCGCCCGCCUUCCCGGCAGCACCUGCUCCAUCUGCGCCAGCCGCUGCUCCUCCUGCAGCACCACCCCCUCCACCCAGAGGACCUGUCUCACCUCCACCGCCACCACCUCCAGCGCCUACAGCUUCCACGGGCGGCCCUCCUCCACCGCCACCCCAAGGGGGCGCUGCUAUUCCUCCUCCGCCGCCGCCUCCUGGACGCAGCGGGCCUGCAGCACCGCCUCCCCCUCCCCCUCCCGCGCCAGGCGCUGGGGCUGUGCCUCCACCUCCUCCACCGCCUGGUGCAAGUGGUGCUCCUCCGCCACCACCCCCGGCUGGUGGAGCAGCUCCGCCUUUACCUAAAGCUAGUGGUGGACGGGACGAUCUGCUGGCCUCUAUCAGAGCAUCUGGAGGCUCAGGCGGUGGUCAAAGCCUCUGAGAAGAAAGACCGAAGUGCUGCUAUGGUGCCGGGAGGUGCUGCGGAGUCAUCUGCUGCAGCUUCCAGCACUCCAAGCGGUCCACAAGGUGGCCUGGCUGGUGCGCUGCAGGAUGCACUGAAGCAGAGGAAGCAGAGGGUUAGCGGAAGUGAUGAUGAGAAGGACGACGAUGAUGAUUGGUAA